Tachysurus vachellii is the source of this 5444-nucleotide messenger RNA. It is a transcript of the gene mboat2a, whose product is annotated as membrane bound O-acyltransferase domain containing 2a. Gene Ontology annotation, biological process: lipid modification. Gene Ontology annotation, cellular component: membrane. The record is from RefSeq and is a predicted model, not a curated record. Gene Ontology annotation, molecular function: acyltransferase activity. The transcript has 13 exons. Bases 144 to 1655 code for a protein of 503 amino acids. NCBI's taxonomy places the organism in Eukaryota, Metazoa, Chordata, Actinopteri, Siluriformes, Bagridae.
UGUUGCGCCUCGGACAAGUUCCCGAGCUGAGAGAAAUCAGUCCACCAGUGAGACAGAGAGCAGAAGAGAAGAGGAGAAGAAAAGAGGAGGAGAAGACUGGAAUAAGGGGAUUCAGGGGAUUUAGUAAAGGGUUCAUCACAGUCAUGGCUACUGAAACGACGUCUUGUACAGGCUCCACUGUGCUGAAGCCCCUCAGCGACAUGGUUGACCUUCCCUUGGACCAGGUGAACUUUGUGGCCUGCCAGCUCUUUGCUCUGCUCACGGCCUGCUGGUUUCGGCUCUAUCUGCACCCCGGCAAGACCAGUCCCUUUAUCCGGCAUGUUGUAGCCACACUGCUGGGCUUCUACCUGGCUCUCUUCUGCUUCGGCUGGUAUGCUUUACACUUUCUGGUCCAGAGUGGACUGACCUACGGUAUCAUGAUCUUCACCGGGGUGGAGCACAUGCACAGAUACUGCUUUGUGGUCGCUCUGGGCUACCUCACCCUCUGUCAGAUCACUCGGGUCUAUGUUUUUGACUACGGAAUGUACUCAGCAGACUUCACCGGGCCCAUGAUGGUAAUCACACAGAAGAUCACCAGUUUGUCAUUUGAGAUCCAUGACGGUCUAGCAAAGAAGGAAGAGCAUCUCAAGCCUACUCAAAAGUACCUCGCUGUCAGGAAAAUGCCAAGUCUUCUAGAGUAUUUGAGUUAUAAUUGUAAUUUCCUGGGAAUCCUGGCGGGUCCCACAUGCUCCUACAACGAAUACACUGCCUUCAUCGAGGGCACGGGCUACCAGCACAAGCAUGUGGAGUCAAACGGCAAGGAGAAUGGCAAAUUCAAGCAGAGUGACCCCUCACCGAAGAGAGACGUGCUGGUGAAGCUGGGCACUUGUGCUCUUUGUCUGCUGGUCUACCUUACCUUCUAUCGCAUAUGUCCUGUGGAGCGUGUCAUCGACGACCCAUAUAUCACCUCCCAGCCCUUUUACCUGCGCAUCCUCUACCUCUACCUGUCCAUGCUCAGCCUGCGGCCCAAGUACUAUUUCGUAUGGACACUGGCUGACGCGAUAAACAAUGCUGCCGGUUUUGGCUUCAAUGGUUACCACAAAGACGGCACCCCGAGAUGGGACCUGAUAUCAAACUUGAGAAUACUGGAUAUAGAGCUUGCUACAAGCUUCAAGACAUUCCUCGACAACUGGAACAUUCAGACAGCGCUUUGGCUUAAAAGGGUAUGUUAUGAGCGCUGUCCAUACAACCCAACAGCAGCCACAUUCCUGCUGUCUGCCAUAUGGCAUGGAGUGUACCCAGGAUAUUACUUCACCUUCGUCACCGGCAUCGUCAUGACACUGGCAGCCCGGGCAGUAAGACAUAACGUAAGACAGCACUUCCUGGGCUCCUCUACACACAAGCUCAUCUACGAUGUGAUUACGUGGGCCAGCACACAGAUCGCUAUAUGCUACACAGUGGUACCGUUCGUGGUGUUGGCAGUCGGACCUUCGCUGAGGUUUUACUGGUCCUGGUACUACUUUCUGCAUGUGAUCUGUGUCCUGCUGGUCCUUGCCCUUCCUGUGAAGCGCAGAUCAUCACGUGACAAGCUGCAGGAGAAACAGACCCAGUCAGUAGGGGCGAACAACUUCUCCAUCACAGACAGCAACUGCAACCAGAAAGAGAAAACCUCCUGAAAGUCCAGGAUGUCCCUCACGUCCCUUCACCUCGUACAACUCAGAGCUGUGAGGAACUCGCCUCAAGACCGACGAGCCCGAGCGGCUCUUUUCUCUCCCUCCAACCUAACCCAAAUGGGAUGUUACUAAAACGUGAUUAAGGACAGACGAGCGAUUGCGGUGAGCCUCAGAGAAUGACACUGGGGCUGAUUGCGCUUCAGUUUACAAUGGGGAAAAAAAACCUUGGCCAGUUCGAGGCUUUAAUUGGUCACAGUGAUUUGCUAACAAGAGGAAUCGAUUGGGUCUUAAUGGAGCUUAACAAAUACAAGUUGCCUUAAAAACCCUCUAUUUACUAUCCAGUGCUCAGCAGACUGGCGUUUGAGGAAGGAACAUUUGAGACCAGCUCUCGCAGUACUUAGUGGGUUUUUUUUUUAAUUAUCAACUAUUCAACAAUUAUACUUUUGAUUGUUGUUGUUAGUUUUGUGUGUGUGUGGGGGGGGGUGUUUGAUAAAGAAAUGUAAUUGAUGCCAAUCUCUCAUAGGCCAUAGCUUCUUGAUUUAAGCGGUGGUCGUUGAUCUGUUCGAUACAUAUCUGCUUCAUUUGGAACGAAGGGGUUUAUUAGUUUACUUUAAGGCCGAAUUCAGUUCAAGAGCUUUUAGUGUCUCUGCAGUUACUGUCGUCAUCGUCUGACGUCACAGGAAUCACACCUAGAGCUUGUAUUGUGGUGUAUCUGCUAGGACCGUACAGAUUUUUUUUACAGUACACCAUUUGUCGUAUCCGGAUUUUUGUAUUCUGACUUUCUACUGCUGUACAUUAAACUGAAGGACCGUCGCAUCUUUGUACCCUUGUUUUUUAUUACAGCAUACGUUUGGCGUCGGUCCGGCGCACUUCCUGCAGUUCAGAUCAAUUUCAUCUGGAGUGUGAAGGAUGUUUGGUAGAAGUGUUAGCAGCAGAUGCAGUAGAGGAUUCAAUAGUGUUUAAGUUGAAGAUGGUAAACAUCAUAAAUGAGAAAAAAGGAUUAUUUUAGAAAGAACGUACACAAACCGACCAGUGUGGCAUGUACAGGAGCACGUUUCUGACACAUCAUAAAAAAAAUUCCUUCAGCAUCUCCUUAUUAUGAGAAAAUUAUCAAAAAAACAACGGUAUUGCAAGAAAAACUAUUCAUUAUUGUGGAAAAUAAAAAUCAGUUUACAUCUGGUUUUUAUUCCAAAUCAUCUUUGAUUAUUAUGAAAAUGAUUGAGUUAACUGUUAACUAACCGAACACGUUUACUACAAAGGUGAUUCUCUCUUAAUAAUAAGCUUUUUAUGUAAAAACGUGAUCUUCCAACUAAGCUUUUUUUCAUCCUAAGAUUUCUCGUAACAAUGAGAUAUUUCUCAAGAUUAAUAACGAGAUUAUUGUCUUGUAACAGUGAGAGAUUUCCUCAGAAUAACAAGAUGUUUCCUCCUAAUAAGAUCAUGAGAUAUCCACUAACAACAGCACAAGCUUUCUUGUUGUUGUGAGAUGGUUUUGCUCUUGCGUUGCAGGAAAGCGCUUCCAUUAGCACACGCAAGGCCGCUUGGCAAACAGCUGAUUACGCCACAUGUAUUAGUCUCUGUAUCCGCUAAUGUAAAACCACCCAUCAGGAAUUGUUUUUUUUUUUUUUCUUCAGUUCACAGUAACAUUUUAUCCUAUUUUUAUAAUCCUGUUUAGUUGAACAAUUAUACCCUGCUGUAUUUAACGCUUAUAUAAUCCCAUCUCUGCUUAAAUACCCAGAGACGUCAUUGUGUCGGAAUUUAAAGAACGCAACGUAAACCAAACCAAACGGCAACGCUAGCUUUUGGACUCCUAUUUUCUUAUCAGCACUGAGCAGCAUAACUACCCCAAAGACAGUACGGAAAGAAACAGUAGAUUAUCUAUCGUUUGAACAAGACAAUUGUUUCAACCACAUGACCAGCACAUCAAUGCCAAACUGCUUCGUAUGUCCAAAGUGCCAAAUCGCUGCACUGUGCACGCUGUCUGGAUGAAAGCACACACUCACUGUGUUUCUACAUUGAGCAACAAGGUGAGAGGUUUUGCACUAAAGGAAUUCAGAAAUUCAAAGAAGUGGCUCAUUUGGUUGUAUCUCGUUUGGUUGUUUACAUGCAAGAUAUAUUCUAUGAAACAAAUAUAUAUGAUUUAAAGAUACGGAGAGAUUUUGGUUCUUUGGAAGGUGAUGUGAUGAAGCUCUGAUGUAGACAUGAGUGCAGAACAAUACAGGAGAAUAUUGUGGGCUUUUCUAAGUGCUUUUUAGUUAGUUUUAUUUAUUUUUUUAAAUGUUCCAUUAGCAAUCUUGGAGGGGAAAAGUACAAAAUUGAAAGAUUAAGGAAGACAUUACAAUGCAAACUCAUGUCAAGAAGGUGUUAUUUAUUAAUAAACUCGGACCACGAUGUCGUCCGUGUCUGUAAGUCUGAAUGUGUGUGAACACUCGUCUGGUGUAAAUAUGGACCAUUUGUUUAAAUUUGUAUUUGUCAGUCAGAUGUCAGCUGUUUGUCAGUAAGAAGUUCUCUGUUUUGUCGAGGUCCAUGUUAUGAGUAUAACGUCACCUGGUUUUAUACUGAUACUGGAAUGGAGAUCUAGUCAUGUUUUACACAGUCAUCGUUCACGGGACAUCCGGUGUGUCAUGAAUGGAGGAACGGAGUAGUGUUGAGAGAUUACUGUAAAUCAGGAUCGUUUUUUCCCCCUUCCUUUUUAAUUCAAAACCGGCCACUUUAUUAGGAACAACUAAUCAUUAUGUGGCAGCCGCACAACAACAACAACAACAACAACAAAAAUCAUGGAGAUUUUUGGAGAUUGUGUGUUUGUGUGUGUGAUUAUUUCUCAAUAACCAAAGCAGCCCACUGGUACCAACAAACUAUACCAUGAUCACGGAAACCACACUUUUUCCUCAUUCUGAUGAUAUUAAAUAACAAUAAAUAAUUUAUCUGAUGUUAAUAAAUAAAUUAAAUAACUGCAUAAACAAGCAGGUGUACAAGUGUUUCUAAUAAAGUGGCAUACUAUACCCAAAGCUGCACAAGUAUUACACAGUGUCCACUAAACAGAUUUGAGGCUAAACCUCUGCUAAAGUACGACUGAGAUGUAAGUCCAUGUGUAGGUCUAAUAUAUAGAUACAUGUUAAACUGAAUAUACCGAAAGCCAGUAUCACAGCCAGCAGAUGGCAGAUGGGCAGGUCAUUUAUUAUGUGCCCCAAAAACCUUGUAGUGUCAGUCUUUACAUCCUGUACACUUUAUUACUUCUACAGUUUUUCUCAUCUUGUUAUCAGACAUUGCAUGAUGGAUACGAUGUUCUCUCUGUGACAGGGUCGGUUUGUUAUUUGCGGUCUAAAUUGCAGUUUAAGGGAAGCUUUCUUUUCUUUUUAUUUUUUCUUUUUUUUCUUUUGGCCUAUGUGUGUUGACAUUUCUGUAAAGCCUUUUUUUUAGAUUCAUAAUGUAAAGUGAUUACUUCUUAUUUUCAUCAUGAUCAUAAUGUCAAACGGAGAAUAAACAAUGUUUGCCUUUGUGGGAUUUGUUUAACCAUUUAGUCUUUUUUUUUUUUUCAAAUUGUCAAAAAUCUAUUUUAUUAUUAACAUGGGGAUUUUUUUAAAACUGACAUGAAAGUCUGGCUGACAUGAAUUCUGAGAUUGUUCUUCACAUAUUUUCUAAACACUGUGAUUUUUACCUCAUUCAGAUUAUAUUUUAAAGAAAUACUUAUAUCAUUCUAACGAGCCUAGGAAGUUGCUUCAUCCUGUAUUGUAUGACGUGUGUUUGUCAGCGAGCUACUGAUUUAACCAGAUGAUUAAAAUGUUUAUGAACGUG